GCUACUACGGUAAUCAAAGUGGCGGUUAUGCUCCACCACCACCUGGACCAGGAGAUGCUGGCUAUAACGCAUACAAUCAACAAGGAGGUUACCCUCAAGGAGGUGGCUACCAACAACCUGGAGGAUACCCCAAUAAUCCACCACAAGGUGGAUAUCCUCCAUCAGGAGGAUAUCCAUCAGGGGGUUAUCCUCCUCAAGCAGGCUAUCCUCAAGGAGGUCCACCUGGAAUGCCACAACCAGGAGGCCCAGGAGGCUAUCAACCCAAUCAAGGUCCAUCACCACCUAUUGGAUUCAAUACCGGUUACCCAGAUCAAUCAGCUCAACCAUAUCCUCCAUCAGGUGGAAUGGGAGGAUAUCCUUCUCAACCAGGUGGUUAUCCUCCACCACAACAAGGCUACCAGCCGCCAGCCAGCCAGUAUGGUUCGGGCUAUUCAGCAUCAGCUGCUCCAUAUCAAAUGGGGCAGUAUAAGCCAGGUAAGGCUUUUUCCAGACCAAAUUUAUAAUUUUUAA
Molecule: messenger RNA, 510 nt
Organism: Haemonchus placei
Lineage: Eukaryota; Metazoa; Nematoda; Chromadorea; Rhabditida; Trichostrongylidae
Source: the annotation of a GenBank genome assembly